Messenger RNA from Dromiciops gliroides (monito del monte), 6224 nucleotides. RefSeq names its product N-acetyltransferase domain containing 1 (gene NATD1). The record is from RefSeq and is a predicted model, not a curated record. NCBI's taxonomy places the organism in Eukaryota, Metazoa, Chordata, Mammalia, Microbiotheria, Microbiotheriidae. The coding region runs from base 220 to 726 and encodes 168 amino acids. The transcript is spliced from 3 exons.
CCGCCGCCGUGUGUCAGUUUCAGAUCUAGCUCCAGCAGUCCGCUGCUCCCUGAGCGACCCCUCGCGUGUCCCUGCUCCUGCUUCACUCGGAGACGUCGGAGAGGGGGCAGCACACUGCCAGCGCCGCCUCCAGCCGCAGGGGUUUCUUCCCCUCCCGCUCCUACCAACGACCCUCGAGGAACCAGAACCCCCCCCACCCCCCAAACCCGCCCCCCCAUCAUGGCACACUCUGCCCAGCUGAACAUCCUGGAGCAAAACUGCCCCAUCCAGGUGGAGCACGAUCGGAAGCGGAGGCAGUUCACGGUCAAACUGAAUGGUUGUCAUGAUCGGGCGGUGCUGCUCUAUGAGUAUGUAGGGAAGAGGAUUGUGGAUCUACAGCACACGGAAGUCCCUGAUGCCUAUCGAGGGAGGGGAAUAGCCAAACACUUAGCAAAGGCUGCCCUGGACUUUGUAGUGGAGGAGGAUCUGAAAGCCCACCUGACCUGCUGGUACAUUCAGAAGUAUGUCAAGGAAAACCCAUUGCCCCAGUACCUGGAACCGUUUGCAGCCUUAAUCCCGGCCCCCGACGGAGCCUGGGUUGCUCUCUUCUUCAGUCUCCCUCUCUCUCUCUUUGUCUCACCAGCACACUCUGUUCCUGACUGUUCAAUGCGGCCUUUGCUUCCGUAUGGUCUCAGGAAACACCUUCCCAGGGAACAGACUCAGAAUUAUUUUUCUAAGGAUGCUUGAACACCUCGUAGGGAAGCUGCCCCUCCUCAUGCUGUGAGGACCAACUAUGGCUGACAUGGAGUUUUCUCCAUGCCCCUCCCUCCUCACCUUCCCGACUCUGCCUCGUCUCACGAGGGGCCGUGGAAACUAGGGAGAGGUAGUGUUCCUAUUUGCAUCUUGCUGCCUCCUUGUCUUACCCAGAGAGGUACCUGGAGAAAGGAUUUGGGGCAGUUACUUUGUUUGGUUCGGGUUUUUUACCCCCUUUCCCAGCCUCCAUCACCUCCUGGGCUUUACUUAAGGAACAUCCCUCCCUUCCUUUUUGGGUCUGGAAGCAAAAUGUUUGUCAACCACUGGAUUUUUGCCAGGGCGAGGGAGGACAGUUUAGCCCUCCUGGCUCGAUCUUCCCUUUGUUGCAAAGGGAAACAGGGCAGAAGAUGGGAAGGGCAGGGAAAGGAGUCAGAUGGGGAGAGACAGUGCUCUUCCUUCCCAUCCCUCAGGAAUAAAGGUCACCAGUUGUCAAGGGGAUACACCAGGACUGGAUUCCUCAAAGCGGGUUCUAGCUCACGUCUUGUUCCAAGUAGGAGAAGGACAUGCCUAUCUACUGACUUACACCUGUGAGUUGCAGGAAUCAAUCCAGUGCACACCUGCUUCCCCACCUGUAAUGAGCAGAAACCCAGGUCUGCUCCACAUGGAUGAGAUUGAGGGGGGGUUGAGGGGCUACGAGAAGAAGAGCGGAAUUUAUCUGUGGUCAUCUUCCGAGCCAACCUGCCCCUCUAGGAGUAAUGCACUUCUCCCAGUCUUUUGUUUGUUUGUGGUGGUGUUGGUUUUUGUUUUUUUCUGGGAGAGAGGCAGGAAGUUAACUUGACUGUGUCUUCCUUCAGAUAGAAAGACAAUUCUUGAUCCACUCUCUUCCAUGUUCAUGAGUCCCCGUCUUUAUUUUUUUUUUCUCUCCCUUUCAAUUUGGUGGCUUGAAUCUAGGAGCAAUAAGCAGCACUAGUGAUUGGAGGAUCCGUCUCCAUUGGCCUUAGUGCGCCAAAUCCCAGACACCACCCCCCACCCCUCACUCCUUUUACACUUCCCUUCUCUAGCCGUCUCAGAGACCAAAGGUGGGUGAAGCACAAAAGGCCGUUUCUCUUUUCAGGAUGAUGCAUGGGGACUAUUGAUUAAAAAAAGAAAAGAAAAAAAAAGUGUCAGCUAAAAUUUAAGAUUCCCUAUCCUGCACUAUCAAACAAACGUGUGCAUAGGUGCGCACCUACCCUGUAUGAAAACAGGUUGGGUAAAUGCUUCCGAGGAGCAUCACUUGUAUAGCCAAGGGUCCUACUACAGCUGCCAUGAGAUUCUGUGGAUGGAGACAACUUCCACUGGAUGUGGCUGGUCUUGGUUCCAGACAUUAGCUCCUCUUUGUAUACCUUCCAACCAGUCCUGAAAUACGCCAGGGUCCCUGCCCUUUCCCCUGUUAAGGGGUGCAGCUGCUGAGCAGUUGAUAUCCAGCUGUUUGCUACAGUCUCACCCAAACUCGCCUGGCAGCAGACUGUUACUAUCGCCCAGUCUGGGACUAAGCAACCAGUUCUUGCUGAGAGAUACAGCUUGGCACCUUUAUGACCUCUGUCUUCCACAAAACAUUAUCUUGCCGGCUUAAAAAAUGGGCUUUGGGACAGGAUAUCACGCUGAUGACUGGAAGUAAUUGAGAUGGGAGAAGGGAACGGCAUCAGAGUCUAGCACCCCAACCCCUGUGCUAGAAAUCUCACUACCAAAGGACAUUUCCUUUGUGUCAUGAGACACCAAUAAUCUGUGUUAACAGACAGGGCUGUGCUUCUGUCUGUCCCUCCACAGCCUGGGUGGGUUAUUCCUUUAACAGUAUUUCCUGUCAGAGAAAGCAAUAGCCAACUCAUUCCAUCCCCUAUCCCUGGUCACCAGUAGCACUCACAGAUCAAGUCUUCCCAUUUUAAACUCUUCUUCCUCCUAUCACCCAUCUUCAUUCACUGGCUCAGUAUUAUAUCUUUGCUUUUCUCCUGGUCUUUGGCAGAAGAGGCAGCUACAUUAGAAGAAACACUGAUAAGGUUGGGUGGGGCAAUGGUGCUUACUUUUGUGAGAGACCCUCUUUCCUUUCAGUGUCCUCUGGGGACCUGUUCAUGAACAUCUCCCAGAGGAAUCCCCCAAGCCCUAAGUGACUUAUUCUUCCCCAUGACAACUGAGAUCGGGCUCUUGACUCCCCAAGAUUAAGGGGAUAAUGGGCCUGAAUUCCUCUGUGGGACUAGAUGAGAAGCUCAUUUGUACUACAUACUAUCAAGUUGAGACUUGUUGUGGGCAUCUCCCAAAGUGCAAAGAAAGCAGUUUGGUGCUGAGUGGGCCAAGACUGGCCUUUUGAGCAUGUAUUAGUGGUCCGUAGGAGCUUUAUCGCCCUAAUCCAGAGUGCUGGGAAGUGGAGGGUGGAGGAGGAGGAGGAAAGAAGAUGCCCCGGGAAAGGGUGACAGAUGCUUUUUGUUUUAACAAGAGUCUCCCACCCUUGUGGGGUGGGGUGGAGGGAGUGCACACAGACUGGGCCUCAGGUUUCAGUGUAGGGCUUCCUUUGUUUGGUCUCUGUUUAAAUUAAAAACCAGCCUUGCGGAGUCAUAUUUUCCAUUUGCUGAGGCACUGCCUUCACUAGUCUCUGCACCACAGGGCCGGCUUCCCUCUCAACCCCCGUGCUCAAAGCCACACAUAGCUUGUCUUCUGUAUAGAAAUGAGCACCCUGCCCCCAUCCUCCGGGAUCCCUGAGAGGACACAGCAGCCCUGGGGCUCACCAGUGCUCUGCGGAUGACCCAAACUGAGGUUUCCCCAAAAUCUAUCAUGCUGCAGCUGGUUGUAGUGGAUACCUUUGCAGGCCUUGUGGCAAGGGUGCCAGUCUCCUGACUGCUGCCCGAUUGAAUGCCCUCUUCGGAAGAGGUCAUUCCAGGACGUGCUCUCCUCAUCCCCUGCCUUCUAGGAAGUUGCGAGGGAUGAGGCUAUGGUGACACCCUGCCCCUCACUUACCCAGUUCUGCCCUCCACAUGCCUUUGUAGGUCAUGAGAUGGCACUGCCUAUGAUAGGACACCCAGCAGGAAGGUGAGGCCUGUACAGGUUAGAGCCAGUCAGGGAAAACAAGAAAGCCAGAAAACCCGAAGUAUUUAAAAGUUUUGAGUUUAUCAGGGAGGAAAGGGUGAUGUGGAUAGGACUAACCAAUUGAAAGUGGAAUUGGAUGCUGGGAUGCCUUCCUUUCCCCCCUAUGCAAAAUAUACACACACACCUCCACCGCCCCCACCUUACCCCCAAAUACACAUUAAAGAAAUGGUGCUUUCCAAGGCUCAGGGUAGGAGGGAGUGUCAGAGUUAAGACUCUUCUUUCCCUCCAUUCAGGUAGGCCCCUGGGGGUUAGCCACCUCAGAGAUGUUAAGCCACUUUAAGUAGGAAGCAGCUUCCCCAGGAAUCUCCCUGGCAGCAAGACCUAGGGUGAAAGGGAGGGUAAGCAGGUACCUGCUACCUCCCCCUUCCCUUUCUUCGGAAGCUUCCUAGAACAUCCUCCCUGAGCCCCUUCCCCUCCCCCCAUGCCCCUCCAGUUUUGUCUUUUAUAAUGGGUAGCAUCAUGAAAAGCUUAGCUUUCUCCCUGGGAGAGAUGACUGUUCACCCAUCUAUGGACUAGCGUGGAAUAUUGGUGUAUUCUAUUUGCAGGGCCUUGCCCUGAGUAUCCACUCCACCUGCAAGUUUGUCAGGAGUCCCAGGACAUGAGAUCAGUUGAUGUGGCACGACUGAGGGAGCAGUAUAAGGCUUGCCGUGAGUCUUUGCAUUUAAUUCCCCUUCUUUGAUGACUUGAACCUAAACUGACAGGCCUGUGAGCUAACACUGACUCUCCAGGCUCUGCCCAAGGAUUUUUUUUUUUUUAAAUAUAGACACAAUUUAAAAAAACAAACAAAAAACCAAACCUUUAAUACUUGAAUAGACACAGGGGCAUCUUGUCUUAUAUCCAUGAGGGAUAAGUCUUGAGUUGCUCUGGUCCCCAAGCAGAAUGCUGAAAGGCAUUACUAGGGUUUUGUCUUCAUAGAGGGCUUUUUUUCUUGAAUUCCUGCUGAUGAAGCUCAGUUUUCCUACUGUUCAAGGAGGUUCCCUGCCUUAAAGCAGCUGUGGAGUAUUCUUGGCACUGCUACCCCUGCCCAGAAGAGAACUGGAAAUGGGGCUGGUGCCCCGAGCCUGAGGGUGGCCACUUUUCAAGGGGCUGAUUCUUCCCCUUCUUAACAGCUAGGUAUGAAAGAAUUAAAAUCUAUCUAAUUUCUAUAACACCAAAGGGAGAGUUGGGUAACAAAGAACAUUGAACUGUCAAGUGCUGAGCCUAGGGUUCAUUUCCUAGUCUCUCCACUCCUUCCAUAGCAACUCACUCCCUUCUGGAGUGUCCUUUUAAACUGGUGUGGCCACCGGAUUGUGUUUAUCAGGAGUAUUUUCCCAAGGUUUAUUCUCUCUUCAAAGAAACUCGUCUCUAAUAAACAUGUAGCUCCAAACCCCUCAGUCACUUGAUACUGGCAAAAUCCAAAUUGAAUAGAUAAAAACCUCCAUAAUUUAAAUUUCUGCAUUUGACCUCCUUCCUUCCAGCCUCCUACAAUGCAUUCUCAUAAGCAGAGCUAACAUUUGACAACUAUUAGGUUUUCAUGCACUUUGAAGUGCACAGUUUUUUUAAAGUACCACUUGAAGUGGAUAAAGUACCAGCCCUGGGUUCAGGAGGACCUGAGUUCAAAUUCAGCCUCAGACACUUGACACUUACUAGCUGUGUGACCCUGGGCAAAUCACUUAACCUGCACUGCCCUAGAAAAAAACAACACUUGAAGGGAUAACUCGAUGCCGACUUCACAGCCUACAGUAGGGAGGGGUCUUUUCCUGCCCCACUUUUUCCUAUCCAUUGGGAUGGGUAAUAAGUCAAGAAGUAUAACAUUUGCUAAGCAUAAGGAGUAGAUGAAGGCAGAUAAGGAAGACCUUGGGGGUGUCUGACCACAUACCUCUCCUUCCCCCACCCCACCCCCCAACCCCAGUGGGUACCCACAGUCCACAGGAUUGUCUCAGGACAACACUCCUUACCCUGUUCUGGGAGAAGUGGGUCUUUCUCUGGUCAGGACUGGAUCCUGAAUCCAGGACUUUCACAGCCUAAAGAUAGUAGCAAGGGCUCCCUGGCCUCCAGCUUGUCUCACCUAGGAGGAGCCAUGGACCACUUCACUCCCCAAACCAGUGAGAAUAAGAAGAUGCUUCAUCUAGACAAAAGCACCAGUGCUUCCUUGUCUUGUUGGCCUCCAGGAGGAGAUGAGUGCUCCAAAGGCACUGAAUCUUUCUUGACGGGUAACUACUUUUUGCUGAAAUCUUUCUCACCUUUCAGGGCCAGAAAGCACAAACCUCCUAAGCUCAGAGGUUUCCAAAGGGGGAGGCUGGCUCCCAUGGAAAGAUCACCCAAACACACACGCCUGGGAAUCUUCCUGUCUGAGCCCCUACCCCACUUGACAUUUAGGUCAACAGAUAGAAGAUGAA